AAACCCCAACAAUUAGAUACCGCCUAUCAAAAUCAGUACUCCCAAAAUGGAUAACCAGUCAGCAAUUCACCAUGAAAUUGAAACGAAUCCGUAAAUAUUAGACUCAUAUUUAGAAUUUCAACAACAAUUAAUCUCAAUUCUGAGGUAUGGAUCAACUGGACUCAGACCCGCUGUUUCAACCAAUUCAAGCUCCGAAUAAUUUCCAACCCCAGCCUGAUUUGCACAUUCCCUCCAGUCGAUCGCAGCCUGAUUGCAGGUUUGAGACAGAAGUCAAGGACUCCAUUGCUGCAAGAAAAGUCCAAAAAGCUGACCGUGAAAAAUUGAGGAGAGAUCGUCUAAAUGAACAAUUCGCAGAUUUGGGAAACGCCCUUGAUCCAGAUAGGCCAAAAAAUGACAAAGUAUCCAUUCUUACUGAUACAAUUCAAAUGCUGAAGGAUUUGACUGCUCAGGUUAACAAACUAAAAGCUGAGUACUCAACACUUACUGAGGAAUCUCGUGAGCAGUUGACUCAGGAGAAGAAUGAUAUAAGAGAAGAGAAGGCAUCUCUUAAGUCCGAUAUUGAGAGUCUUAAUGCCCAAUAUCAACAGAGAUUGCGGUCCAUGUACCCAUGGCUAGGGUUGGAUCGUUCUGUUGUCAUGCACCCACCUUCUUAUCCUUUUCCAAUGCCAAUGCCCAUACCCACAGGAACAAUUCCCAUGCAUCCGUCUAUGCAGCCAUAUCCCUACUAUGGGAAUCAAAAUCCUGCGACUUUUGUUCCAUACAUGGCCCAUAAUACCAUGAUGGAGCAGCAAUCAACACAUGUAUCUCAAGUCAUGCAACCAGGUAAUAGGUCCCAUACUUCAAGCAAACAAGAAUCCAGGAAUAAGUCAUCAGAUGGAGAGAGUAGUAUAGAAAAAAGUGACGAUUCCAAUGACAUUGCAACAGAUCUAGAGCUCAAGACGCCUGGAUCUACGUCAGAAAUGGAUUCCACGUCGAAACCAAGAAAAUCCAGAAAAUUGCCAAGGAAGGAAAACAGCCUUGCUGAUGGAGGUUCUUCUAGUGGGUGUUUGUCUACCCAUAGUGUGCAGGCUACAUCAUCUAAUAGCAUUGCUGGUGGUGCAAAGACUGAUGAUUGAACAAAGAAAGAGAAGGAUAACCAGAAAGCUGAUAAUUUUGUUCUGGGGGUAUUUCCGGGCAGUCAGAAGGGUGGGUGUGAUGGAGAAGGUUAGGACACUUGGGUUUGUAUUUAUGCUGAAUAAUGUUAAUUGAUUAAACUAAUUGUCAUAUUUCAAUUAAUUGAUAAUAAUAUAUUUUCUAGCAUGUCCGACCUAUUGUAUCAUGUUCUUGGAGUCCAUAUGUAUUUCGGUAGAUGGUCUUGGAGCCGGUUCUAUUAAAAUUUACUCCUAUCUACUCAUGCAGUAGAGUAUUAAUUACUAUAAAUAAAAAUAAAAAUAGAUGCAAUUUGCACCUGAUAUGGCUCACACAGUGGAGCGUUAACCAAGUUAUGUUUUUGGCACAUUAAUAAGAUAAAUUGCUGUUAUUCUUAUUGAAUAUACGUCAUCUUUGGAUUAUCCCUUCACGCAUCUUCAUAAAUUUUUCAGACUUGCAAGGUUUAGUGAAGCUAUUUAUUUUUGGUGAGUAUGUGGAUAUUUCUCUCAACUGAACAUGUAUGCUUGUGCUAUGACCAUACUAGGAAGGAUCAUCGUUCGAUUGGAGUCGUUGGACUGUCCCAGUUAUGUCGUGUGAAUGGUCAUUUUUAGUAACUGCAUAUAAUUCAGGAUCCGCAACUUGAGCCACUUCUUUCUUUGGCUAAGGCAUUUAUCUGUAGCAAAGGGAUCUCACAACUGACUUUGUGAGCUGUUUCUCUUUUAUGGUAUUCCGAUCCCUUCUUUUUCGUCCAUAAACAUGUGAAGUGUCACCUUAUGUUACUUUAGCUAUUGGAAUAGCAUAUGUUAGGUAAUGGUUCAGUAGACUUUAUUUGAUUUAAUUAAUAGUUGAGUGCUUGGAUCAUCGUAAGCUAGGGCAUGCUGAGAUCAUGUUAUGUUCAUAAUUUAUUGCAAAGCUGCCUGAAUAUAAGUAACAUGAGAUGAUUUGUUUUCUUUUUUAAUUUUGGACUUCUAAUGAAUAUGUUACAACCAGUUAUACCUAUUCUAUAAUGUCAAUUUUGAGCCUUGUGAUGACCUGUCCCUGUUCUACUCUUACCUUGACAAGGCCGCGAUAGUAGUUUGCACAAGUCUCACAUAUAUACGUGUUUUGUCAUGCUUACAUAGUUCUACAUAACGUAAACUUGUGUUCAUCAAGUAAGUUAGGUGGGAUUCUAUAAUAUGAAAUGUAAUGUAAUGCAUUUAUUUAACAUGCAUCUGAUUUCUCAAUAGUGGAUACAAAUAGGUAUUCAUCUCCUUGAGUAGAAUGUAAUCCAGCAAUAAAGGUAGCUAGGGAAAUUCCACACUCAAAGCAUAUAUGCCUCGUGCUACAGCCACCUUAGUAAUUAAGUUACCUUACUUCUUCCCUCUUCUAUAUAAACCAUAUAUGGAAAACAAGAGAAGCCGAAAAUAUAUGGGUCGGGUGUAUACGAGGAGAGGUCCCGAAUGGAAACAAGGCUGAACAGGCCAGACUCUAGGCUCGGUCUCUAUCCCGCCCCUCCCCGCCCCUUACUGACCAUAUUUGCUAUUGUUAUGUUCUUAUUGUCUUUGUCUCAUUAUAAAAGCUACAAGGAUCAAAUGUAUCAUGCUGCUAUCAGUUUCAAGCUAUUCCUUUUCUUGAUGCCUGUUAUUCUGAUCAUCUUCAUGCGUUCGAGUCUCACCAGUUCGAUGUCCAACUUCAAUGUAAGGCACGGAUGGACUUGUGUAAUGGCGGGAUUCUCCUGGGGCUCGGCCAUUUUGGCGGUGGCGCUGCUAGUGUUGGUGUCGUGCCAGUCCUUGUUUCACUUGCAGUGGUUUCCUUUGUUGAGAUCAGAUUUGUGAAAACAUUAUGGUAACUUACUGCUAUUACUCAGUCAGUUACACCUGUUAAAAACACCAAAAUUCAAUGAUCCAGUGACAUACCAUGCUAUGUACGAUAUAUCAUGAUCCAUGGGUUCAGUCA
Messenger RNA from Olea europaea var. sylvestris, 3063 nucleotides. RefSeq names its product transcription factor bHLH121. The record is from RefSeq and is a predicted model, not a curated record. Bases 147 to 1115 code for a protein of 322 amino acids. Gene Ontology annotation, biological process: intracellular iron ion homeostasis. The transcript is spliced from 6 exons. Gene Ontology annotation, molecular function: DNA-binding transcription factor activity; protein dimerization activity. NCBI's taxonomy places the organism in Eukaryota, Viridiplantae, Streptophyta, Magnoliopsida, Lamiales, Oleaceae.